Molecule: messenger RNA, 1614 nt
Organism: Exophiala bonariae
Lineage: Eukaryota; Fungi; Ascomycota; Eurotiomycetes; Chaetothyriales; Herpotrichiellaceae
Exons: 3
Coding region: 1-1614 (537 amino acids)
Source: RefSeq, a predicted model, not a curated record
AUGCGCAAGACUCUCCUUCUUGUCUUCAUCCACGGCUUCAAGGGUGGCGACGACACCUUUGGGAACUUCCCGGAACACCUCAGAGCGCUCGUCAGCCAUGCCCUUCCUGAGAUAGACGUGUUAGCGGUGACGUACCCCAAAUUUGAGACCCGAGGGGAACUCAAAGAAUGUGUCUCACGCUUCCGAGAAUGGCUUGAGAACAAAGUCAUCGACCUCGAGGUCGCCCACCACACCCCUUCACCCACGAUCGAUCCGUCGAUCCAUGUCAUGCUCAUCGGGCAUUCGAUGGGAGGAAUAGUUGCAGCUGAGACAUAUCUCCUCCUCGCCAAAGAGCAACCUAUCCCAGCGGCCUCCUCACGACAGAAUCCUGAAAGACCCAAUUAUCCCUCCAACACCGCCCUGAAUUCUUCCACCUCGACGUCACAUCCAAAUCCUCCGCUCUCCGAGGAUGCUUCCCAUGUUGCUGAAAACUUCAUGUUCCCACAUAUUCAAGGCAUUCUAGCUUUCGAUACACCUUUCCUAGGCCUGGCUCCGGGCAUGGUUGCGCACGGAAUCGAAAGCGGCCACAAGACUGUGGCAAACGCCUACAACACCUACAACGAAGUGGCCUCCAUUUUCGGGUGGGGAUCAAAAUCAGAGCCCGCCGUAGGUUCAGCUGCUUCUGCCAGUAGAGCAGUGGGAGCAUUGCCUGCGCCGACGUCGGCUGCGGCCGACGCAGCUGCGGCACCCAAAUGGCAGUCUUGGGGCAAGUACGCUAUGUUUGCAGGUGCUGCAGGUGCUGUCGUGGCUGGUGGAGCAGCUGCACUAUACUCGCAAAAGGAAAAAUUGAGUUUGGGAUGGCAGUGGGCAGGAGACCACCUAUUGUUCGUUGGUGAGCUGUUCAAACCAGAAAGACUGCAGAAACGGGUCAAGGACCUUGAACAGGCUUGUAAAGAGAGAGGAUCCGGCUGUGGUAACAUGUUCACCAAUCUGGGCAAAGGUGCUAGAGAAGGCUACGGCAUCACUAGUAGUUUGGCCGGCAAGGAGCGCACAUUCUGCAAUCUCCCAGUGAACGUGAUGAAAAAUGGACAGGAAACCAAGGCAUCCCAGGAGAGGUUGGAUACGGGGUCCGGCUUCAAGUGGACGCCGACCAUCAACGAGAAAGCCCAGGACGAAACCACAGCACACACGUCAAUGUUCUACCCCCGUGACAACCCAGGAUACUUUGGCCUAGGUGAGCGCGCAAAGGAAUUCCUCACAGCGUGGGUGGAUCAAGGCUGGUACCAUUCCAGUGACGGACCGACACACAUGGGCCAAGACCACGGCGCGACUCUGGGGGAGGUAGGUGAUGGCUGGGAAAAGCCAGACUAUGACGCCGAAGAAGUCAAGGCCAAGGAAAACGAACGAGACCGGUACAGAGGACACACCUUUCCUGACCCGGAUGUCGAGAGAGACCUCGCUCGUGAUUGGGAGGGCGUGGAUGCCCACAAGGGUCGCGACGGGAUUGAUGAUCUUGACGAUGAAUUCAGUAUGCGAGAUGGUGGCGAAGAUUUACAUGAUAGCAUCAUUGUGGAAAGAGCUGCUCAAAAUGGUGAAGUGCCCUUGCCUCGAUCUCGGGCAGACACAGGAACUUGA